Molecule: messenger RNA, 10587 nt
Organism: Oncorhynchus masou masou (cherry salmon)
Lineage: Eukaryota; Metazoa; Chordata; Actinopteri; Salmoniformes; Salmonidae
Exons: 11
Coding region: 117-1898 (593 amino acids)
Cellular component (GO): membrane
Molecular function (GO): cytokine activity; growth factor activity
Source: RefSeq, a predicted model, not a curated record
AGUGAGGAUAGGCAGUCACUCACACACACCACCACCCACACUCGCUCAGUCAGUCAUUGAAGACAGAGAUGGCUAAGCAAAGUUGACCAUUGGACCCUAGACUUCUUGUCAGCCAGAUGAACACACACAAACCAGCCCACAAAGCCAAGGCUAGGCAUCUGUGCUUCCUCUUCCUCAUGUGCUUCCCUUUGGCGUGGGGUGGCGUCCCUGGUCCAUGUCGGCACUCUGUGACCAAGGGUCACCUCCUCAACCUCAACUGCCUGAUUGAUAAUCAGUUGGAGAAUGGCUGGUCAAUAACCUACGUAUUCACUGAGCGCCAGAGUUUGAGUGAAGUCUGUUACAUCAAAGCAGCAUUUCCACAAAUCCUGGAGCUUCUGAACACACACUUCAAGUAUGUCAGGAAAUCGGACAAUGGGCGCUAUGUCAAACUCUUGAAAAAGGUCAUAUAUGACCUCUACUCCCAAAACUGCAUACCUGAAAUUAAUGAGGAGAUUGAGGACACCCCAUUGAAGUUUGUCAGAAUGCACAGCACCUCGCCCAGAGAGGCUCUGACGAAAGCCCGGGGGGUCAUUGAGAUGUACAUGACCCUGAUGACCAAGAGCAACGGGCCCGUCGACUGGAACUGUGAGGAAGAGUAUGCAGAGGAUUACCAAGAAUCCACCACUGCCCUCCCCACCCACACCACAGCUGAACCUGAACCUGAACGCCAGUGUACAUGUCCCACAGUGGGUCCGGUAACCCCUGAUGUCUCCCUGGUGUCCCACAGCGUAUGGAGCAGUCCCCCACAGCCCACCCUCUCCCAACUCACCUCGAUUGUGCCUCCCAGGCCGACUCAUCCAUCCCUGGGUACCAAUGGCGCUGAGCCCCGGGUGUUCCUGGUGAGUUCUGGUACCGUAACAUCCCCCUUCCCCAGGGAGCUGCAGCGGACUGGCCCCGAUGGACGUUCACUUGGAGGGGGCAGAGAGGGGGAUAUACACUGGGACUUUCAUCCACCUUCACCCAAUGGAACUGAGUCAGAUUCGGGACUCUACCAGGCAGUUGCUGACACCCCCUCUGCCACGAAUGAACCUUCCCCGUCUUCCCCUCCUAGUCUGGUUCUCCUGGGGACCGUUGGCUCCCAUGACGAGACAUUUUACUACCCCCAGACUGAGAGGAUAAGGGAGACUUCCACAGCCCGACCAGCAGGGAGAGGAGCAGAAGGCUCACCCCACAGUCACUUCGCUGUUGCUGGGGCUAAGCUGGUCACACCAGUCCCUUUCCUUUACAAGUUGAUUGGCAUCACCCCCAGUAGUGAUGAGAGCACUGCCUAUGUGUUGGCCAAGAGGUCGCUGGAUGCCAGGAAUUAUGGAAUACUUCAGGAUUGGGUUUCAACAGAGACCCCUCAACUAGAGGACACUAGAGAAAAAUACCCAGGCACAGAGAGAUAUUUACAUGACUGGAACUCUCCGAUUGAAAGCACUACGACCGAAGCAACUCUACGUUUGAAGAUGACAGUGGAGGAGCCAGACAAACUACACACCACUACAGAGGCACACGACCAAGUCACGAAGACUGAGCCAAACCAUCCUAGGACAUCCUAUAAAGAAGUAUUCAGCACAGAUAUCCUGUCAGAGAGGACAGCGGUAGACGAUGCUCCUAUUUCAGAAAGGUCCAGUGAAGGCUCAGUGAAGGAAUUCCGGCAUGGGAAAACUGGUCACUCCGAUUUAAGCAUCUCCUACCAGACAGCCUUUAUCAUUGCAGCAGUGUGCAGCGGACCAAUCCUGAUCAUUACCCUAUUCUGUCUCAGUGAGAAGAAGAGACUCCAAGCCCUUAUCCACAGUACCAGCAUAAUUGAAAACCAGAGGGCAUGCAGCAGCAUUGAGGACAUUGAGCUACAAUAUUGUAAAGCCAAGGAUUGAGAGAGUUGGAUUGGUUUAACCUGCCAGUAAGAGAUCAACAACCACGUAAUUCAUCAAACAAGAGAAGACAUGGAAAUUUGGCAACUAUUUACCUCUUGUGAAAGUUUUCCAUUUUUGUAUAUAAAUAUAAAAAAAAAUGUCUAAAGGUACCUAUUUUUAUACAAAUUAAGUUUAUAUUGCUUGAAAGAUUUAACAGAGAAUCAUAUGCUCUCCAAAUUACACAAUAUCUGCAUGCUUCCCUUUUGCUGUCAAAAAGGUUUGAGUGAAUUUAUCUGUUACACACAGCGUUAACUUGACUCUCAAAGACUGUUUGGACAGUUUCAUGCACACCACACACACAUCUUCGAUCUUCCAUGAAAUAGAAUGGACCAAACAAUCCACCAAGUUUUGACCUAGUAUCCAUCAGCACAACAGUCAACAUUAAACUAAAGGAAGUCUUUCCAUGUGACUGAAAGAGUCUCAUGACAUUGUUCAAUGGAGGUGGGCCCAUGAGCCAAAGCAAUACAAGGUGUCAUCACCCCAAGUGGACAGAGGAUGUAUUUUUGGAGAUCAAUAGAUUAAAUACAAACAGAUUAAAUACAAACAGAACACCCAUAGUUAUUUGUUUUGAGUGUACUCCCUACAUGCCAUGCAGCAUACUAUAUUCAUUUUGACUUCUGAUAUUCUCUUGUUUUAUCCCUACCAAAUUAAGAAAAGGAUUUCAAUCUGUCUUUCAUGCCAUGAUGCCAAUGCAAUUGUGUUAUAAAAUGGGUAAUUUGGAUACUGGAUGAUGAUUGGUUGAUAAGAGUUAGUUAUUCACAAUAAUCCAAGACAAAUGCCAGUUCCAUUUUGAUUAUCAUUGUGCAUCCGCUGUCCCACAGCUGAGCCAGGCAAUUCAUAAACUUUAUAUCACAGUAAAAAAAAAGCAUCUACACAUUAUUUCCCUUUACUUCUAGCCAAUCAUUUGAUUUUCAACAGCGGAGAUUUAAACAUGCUUGUUUAUUGUUGCCUGAAAUGUUUUAGACUAUAGGAUACCUAUUCUUACGCUAUCAAAGUUAGACAAUAUCGGCCUACUUCCCUUUUUAUUGUGAAAAAGGUUUGAGGGAAUUUGUCAGUAAUUAUUGUAUACCAGUGGUCACCAACCUUUUGAGUCAAGAUCACUUUGAGUCAAAAUGCAAGCACAGAUCUACUGCUUGGAUUAUUUUCAACAUAGCUUAAAAAAUGUAAGCCUAUGCAACAUUAACCUAUUAAAAACAGUACUGUGUCAGUAAGGUUUGUGUAAUAGGCUAUAGGGCCAAUACAUUGGAAUAUAUUAAAAUGGAACACUGUCUUCCAGCUGAUGGCAAAACUCGAGUCACACUGCAUUAUUCCUGCGUCAUGCAAAAAUGUAUGUUGUUACUCCUAUGAACAGAGAAAGUGAAAUGUUCCUUGAUAUUAAAAAAAGACCAAAGCCGCUAAUAAUAACAACACAAGCUUAUCAAUACACUUCCCUACUCAUUCAUUAGAGCUCCAGUAUUUGUAGUGCAAGUGUUAAAUUCCCCAGCAAGAAAAUCAAAAAUGGUCGCUCAAACAGAAAGGGGAACUUACAAAAAGUCAUUGACAACAACCAAACAAAACAAGUGAGGUUUUAGGAAGGGUUCGGAAAGACACUCAUGAGUUUGUCCACAGAAAGUUGACAACUGUGACCUAUGAGUUUGUCCACAGAAAGUUGACUACUGUGACCUAAAAUAAGCCCAAGAAGAAGCAAAAACCAAAUACAAUCCACAUGAAAACGUAAAGAGGAACUAACCCAAAAAGCGGAGCAAAACUAAAACGGGGACGAUCAGAUCAAGGCUUGUUUUUCUAGAAAUCAGAAUAGGGAGCGCCAACGAAAGGUGUUGAGCCUCCGUCUCUCUCAAGAACUUUAACAUAAACUUUGCUCAUAAAAACAGCAGCUCCUUACAGUAUUCGUUGACAGUCUCUCUCUAGUCAUGGUUUUAAAAGUUUGGAAAUCUCACAGUAUCAACUUCGCUGUAGCUUUUUUUAAUGCCUGCUACAUUACUGCAGAGAAAUCGGAGCAAUCCGAUUGGCCAGCGGUAGGCCUAUAGUGCACUUGAUUUGCUCUCCGGCCCGCCAGGAGGGCGGAUUUGUACCUUCAGACACAUGAAAUGGUUCCACAUAUAAAUCGGAACACCGCCUACAUAAACGUUUGGUGACCGAUUAGAAAAGCUUUAGAAAUCAACCAGUCGAUUGCAAUCGCCCGGUUGGUGACCACUGUUACACACAGUGUUAACUUGACUCUCAAAGACUGUUUGGAUGGUGUCAUGCACACCACAUAACUUUGAUCUUCCAUGAAAUAGAGGAUAUUCUGUCACUGAGAAAAUAUUAUAGACGUCAAGAAAGCCAGUCAGUUGAUUAUUGACAAGUUUUUACAACACAGUUAGGAUCAGCUUGAUAUCUCCUUUUAAAUAAAGGACACACCGUGGCUGCCUUCGAAGCAAUAUGAACCUCCCUAGAGAGGAGAAACAGGUUAAAAAGGUCAGAGAUAGGCUUGGCGAUGAAAGGGGUAGCAAUGUUAAAUAAGAAAGGGUCUAAACCAUCUGACCCAGAUAGUUUCUAGGGGUCAAGUUUAAGGAGCUCCUUUAUCACCUCGGACUCAGUGACUGCCUGCAGGCAGAACAUUUGUAGCAGGGCAGGGGAAGAAAUAGGGAGGAGCAUCGGGGCUAGUCACAUUAGAAGGGGUGGGAGAUGAGAAAUGUUCUACGGGCAAGGAUGCAUGGCUAAGUCAAAUUGGAAUCCUGACUAAUGAAGUGGUGAUUAAACAGCUCAGCCAUGUGCUCCUUGUCAGUAACAACCACAAAAUCAACAUUAAGGGACAUGGGCAGCUCUGAGGAGGGUUUAUUCUCCAGGUCUUUAACCGUUUUCCAGAACUUCUUGGAGAUAGACCCACAGAGAGAGAAUUGUUCCUUAAAGUAACUAACCUGCCGGAUACCCUGAGUGCACUUAUUUCUCAUUUGCCUAAACGAGAGCCAGUCAUCCUGAGUGUGUGUGUGUUUCCGAGCCUUUCGCCAAAUGGAAUUAUUGAGGUGGAGUAACUCUGCCAGAUCACUGUCAAACUAGGGGCUGAACUUGUCUCAUUUUCACUAAAGUUAUUACAGAAAAACAAGACUGAUAUGUCAAGACUGAUACGAUUAUUUGUGAGGAUAACAUCAAGUAGAGUAACCUUUUCUUGGUGUUUGGAGUCAUACCUUGUGGGAUUGGUAAUAAUCUGAGAAAGAUUUAGGGAGUCCCAUUGCUUUAGGACUUGUUCAGGUGGUUUAAGCAUGUCCCAGUUUAGGUCACCUAGCAGAACAAAUUCAGUGUUCAUGUAAGGGGCCAUGAGAGAGGUUAGGGCAUUUAGGAUACAGGCCAGUGCUGAUGGUGAACAAUAACUUCCAGCAAAAGUCAACAAAGAGCUACUUGAAAGGUUAAUGCUUAAAACCAGCUAAUUCAAUUUUGGUGGGACAGACUUGCUGGAGACGACCGAGCACUGAAGGUGUUCCUUGGUAAUGAUUAACACUCUACCACCGUUGGAAGAUCUGUCUUGCCGAAAAAGGUUAUAACCAGAACGAUUAACGUCAGUGUUCAAAACACUAUUUUUUAACCAUGUCUCAGUAAUGACCAACACAUCUGAAUUGGAGCUGUGAACCCACACUUUCAAUUGAUCCAUUUUAGGUAAUAAGCUUCUAGUGUUAACGUGCAGAAAAAACAGGCUUUUACGAGAGCAGAAAUCAGUAAAUCAGAUAUCAGAGCACGAGUGAGAAUAGGGGCCAAUAACAGUAGAUGGGCCAGGGUGUACAUGCACAUUUCCAGAUAUCAUCAGCAGUAAUACAAUAAGGGCAUGGCAGAGGAUAGGGAGAGUUCAGGGUGUUGAUUUAUGACAUUUGAAUGUGCAUUAGAUGGUAACAAGACCAUACAGCAAUUUCAUCAGGUAAGAUGAAUACAAAGCUGGCGAGAGGUGGUUAGAAAACAGGAUAGGUGGCCAAGAGUCUGUGUAAGUGUCCUGAGUGUGGGAACAAAUAUAUUCUGUCCCACGGUCGGGUAACCAAGCAAGUUCAUAGCCAACAAAGCAUACAGGUGUCAUGAGGCACACAACAUAUAGCACAAUAAAAAAAAUAGUCAGUGUGUUGGAGGUGAGCGAAAGCUUGGACGAGAGGGGGGAGAGGGGGGAGGGUUCCUGUACCAGACAGGGGGAGACAGGCCAGGGCAGACGGUGAAUAGAUCACCAGGUGGAAUCCAAGCAGCGGUGCAGCAGACAAUGGGAGUAGGUGUCACACCCACCUGUAAAAAUAUUUUUUCAGGAGGCAGAUUCCUUGUAGAAAAUCCAAGCUUGCUAGAUACUGUAGCUAGCAGGUCUUGGUCCACCAUUUUUUCCACAUUGAAAAGGAAGUCAUUACCUAGCUAUAGCUUUUCAGUUUCAGUACAUCUCUUCACUUAACCCUUGUGUGGAGUUCAUGUUUUUGUUAUUCACCCAAUGUUCGCAGGUCUGAUGGAACCAUGACAUUAUUGGGUUUUUAAAACAAUACAGCCAUAACAAUUUAUGUAAAAAUACCUAAUACUUUGAUGUUGACUAAUAUCAAUGGUUAAUAUUUUCCAUUUACAUCUGAUAUUUUUGUAUUUUUUAUAAAAUGUGAUUUUUGUAAACAACAGUCAGUUAUAAUCAAGACAUUGGUGGAAUGAAUCAUGUUUAUCUUGAACAAAUAUAAAUGAAACAAGGUUUUCAUCACUAUUGAUGUGUAUUGCUUCGAUCUGAACAAAUUGAAAGGAGUAAUUUAACAAACAGUAUUUUAUGGAAAUUAUAAAUUAUCCCCAUUGAACACAAAUUAUGGACGGUCUACACACCACACGAGGGACAGAGUUUUACUGUGUGUGUGUUGCAAAUGUAUUUCUUACACGUGAUGCAUGUGUACUGUGUCUUCCUGUCCUUCUUGGGUCCACACACAUCGCAGCGCUUCUUCUUGUUGCUUCCGGCUGCAAUCUAGAAUGAUGUAAACACUUAGUUCAGGAAUUUUACUAACAUCUCACUCACAUAUAUAGUUACAGAAGGCCAAGGUAGGAGAGUCAGACACACACAAAUGCAACAUCACUCACACAUACUUCCGGUAUUGGAGUUGUUGGUUCUGUGGGUUGGGCGGAUUGGGCACCAGCAUCCUCCUCCUGAAUCCUCCUCACGAUGGCUGCAGAAGCUGGGGUCCUUGGGAUAUGUUGCCUCCUCCGGAUUUCUGGUCUUACCAAUGCCUUGCCCAGAUCCUCGAGAAAGAGCCGUCUCCACCGGAGCUUCCCUCUGUUAAAAUCUGGGCUCAACGCGUUGACAAACGCGUUGUAGUGCGAGAUGUCCAAGAUGUUGAAGAAUAUGACAAGUGGCCAGCGUAGGGUUCUUCUUUUGCAGCUGUAGCCAGUCACCAGCUUGUAUAAGUUGUCCUCCCCUCCAUUUGUAGCAUUGAAAUCAAUUAUGAUUUCUGUUUUUUAAUGUUCCUGGUCAACAGAUUCUCCCAUCCCUAUGCAGCGUACUCAUGAGGACCACAUUUUUGCCUUUCUUUGGCACGUGAACACAAACUGAGAAGAAUUGAUUGGCCUGUUCCGUGUAUUCAGCAGCUGAAGUGGGAACUCUGAAUGGUUUCUUUUAUACUGUUCCUACCAUCAUCAGCUUCCUCUUGAGGAGCUCCUGCCCCGGUUGUGUGAAGUAAAAGUUAUUUCAUGUGAUGUUGUGACCAUGGAGUCCCUGUCUCAUGUCGAGGACAACCUGCAUCCCUUGGUUCUUCCCAGGGGCUCCUCCUUCUGGCUUCCCCGUAUACACAUGAAAGAUCCGAGCUGAUGAAGCAGCAUCACAGGCAACCCAGAUCUUGAUUCCAUAUUUGUGGGUUUAGACGGUAUGUACUGCCUGAAGGGCCAACAUUGAGCCCAGGGUGGUAAAACAGGGGAGGCUGGUCCACCUACUUGUCCCACACUGACCUGAUUGCAGCUAGCUUGUCUCUCUGCUGCCGAGCUGGUCUGGUGUCUGGGUUAUUGAAGAGGAUAAUCCUGGAAAUAAUGUGGAAGUUUUCCAGAGACAUUGAUGCACAGAAAAGUUCUCUGACAGUUUCUGCAUCCCAGGGGGAUUCUGUGGAUUCCCCAUUGGAUCUGAACACACCAGCAAGGAUAAGAUCCCCAAAGUAUGCAUUUAAUUGAGUUUGGUCAAUCUCCUUCCAUCUCUCUCCAAAAACACGCCUUCCCUCCAAAUUAGUGCAGUCCAGAAUGAUUUUCUGGAUGGUGUCUGGGAUGAACAGUUCAAAAUUAGACUUUAUGUCCUGUACAUGAGUAACCGCCAUCAGCGUUGGCCCUAGUAUCAUUCUCAUCACAUUGGCAGCCAUGCGGGGUGGCUCAUUCCAUGGCCAAGAAGACUAUUCAAUAUCACAAUUUUUGGACAUCCAUAUUUCUCCUCCUGCAGGCUGCUGAUGAGCUGGUUGCUGAUGGACUGGUCCUGGGGCUGGCUAAGGGUCAGUCUUGUCCUCCUGAUCCCCAUAUUUGGGAAAAUUCUUCAUCCUCCAAAAUGGAAGAUGCUCCUUCCACACUAGCUUCUCUCUCUUUCUAAGGCCCUCUGCGCAGAGAUUAUUUUUGCCAAAUUGAUGGAUUGUGCAAAGCUAUUGUUUUAUGUGUUUUUUUUAACAAUGUAUUGAAGUAACAUUGUGCUGGUUCGCGCAAGACAUUCUGUAGUUUCACACACUACAAAGGGUAAAGAGUGUGAGAAAAGCAUGAGACAGGCAGGUUAUUGGUGCAUGUUGAAACAGAAGGCCCAGGGAGGAGGAAGACAGGAGGAAGACAGAGUGAAGGCAUUUUUACUUGUUUUCCGCUAUACACACACUUUUCCACACCUUUAUUUCCCUUGGGUCCAGUGGACAUGAACACCACAUAAAAAGGUGUAGGGAGGUGCACAGUGUGCACUCAAUUAAAAUGUGUUAUAUUACAUGUUCUUCACAGAAAAUGAGUCAAGGCCAAUGAGUCUCAAGUUGAAAAAAUAAUUAAUUGCAUAAUUUAUCUGUUAGUAAACAGGAAAAUGGGUCCCUCAGACCCAAACACCACACAAGGAUUAAGGUCAUUUACUUUUGAUACUUAAGUAUAUUUAAAACCAUAUACUCUUAGACUCUUUUAAUCAAGUUGUAUUUUACUGGGUGACUUUCUCUAGUAUGACAAUUGGGUACUUUUACCACCACUGCAGUACAUUAAUACAGUUCACACUCAAAAACAUUAGCCUACUGGAGUUAGUUUCUUGUAUUUACCCAAGUGAGCAUGUAGCUAGCUACACCUGUGGGCUUUCAAAUUGUUCUGUUGUGUGUAAUGUGCAGUAGCCUAGAUCAUAUAUAGAUCAUGUAUUAGAUAACGCCACAAUCUUUUGGGCUUGGGCUCAUAAAAUGUAUUUCAUGUAUGGCUCAUCAGCCUCAGGUAGCAUCUGGCUUUUUGAUCAAAGCUCUAAUCAAAUCCAGACACAGGCCUAUUUAUACGCGUUAUAAUUCUUUUUGAAUGACCCUUCGGGUUUUGGUGGGAAAUACCGUGUUGUCGGGAAGAAAAUAAACGUAUUCUCUGGAUGGAACAUUUGUCAAAUGUUUAACCCUAGCGCUGAUGCCAAUGAAAGUAUAUGCUAUAAAAUGGGUAGUUUGGAUAUUGGAUCCUGAUUGGUUGAUAUGCGUUAUUCACGGAUUAUCCAUUUUAAUUAUUAAGCAUUUUAAUUAUCACUGUGCAUCCACUGUCUCACAGCCCAGUUAGGCAAUUCAUAAACUUUAUCUCCACUAAUAAACAUUUCCUAUUACUUCUAGCCUUUCAUUUGAUUUUCAAAAUAUAAAUAUUCUUUUGAUUUUCAAAGUAUAAGCCUUGCUGUCUGCCUCUCCAAUCCGUGCAACAACGUUGCAAUAGAAAUCAAAUCAACGUUUAUUGCCAUAGUUGAAGUUGUUUGUAGAGCCGUCAAAAUGAGGAGUGUUGUACAAACAAUACCAUCACUGAUUGGAUCAUCUCUAACCAAUCAGAGUAUCAAAUGCUGCUUUACCCAAGUGUUCUGGCUCUGGCCCAACCCAUCAGUUUCUGGGACCAAUCAGAACGGUUAGAAUGUGUUUGUGUUCUAGAAAUUGUCAGGGAGGUACGCAGAUCUAGCCUCAUUGCAGAGAAGAAACAUAUUGUCCGUGGUUGUGGCAUAGCGUUCGGCCAGAGCAAGGAGUUUGGGUAGCAAGCCAACCUUAGCCAUAGUUUAUUCACAAUAAUCCACUGGUUCUCAUGCAUUAUUGCUUAAAUAACCUUCUCUGUCAGUUUGUAGUAAGGGAAUACAUUUUAAGUUCUGAUAAUUGAUGACUGUGUUGAGAAACUUUUACUAGCAUUAGGCUUACACACUUAAAUAGAAACUGCAUUUCGAUUUUCAGCAUGUUACCUAAAUUCUGAAAUGUUUCAAUAUAACCUGUGCCCUGUAAUAAGUGCAAUUGAACACCAUUGCAGUAAUAACCCAUGUGUUUCACCAUCGGAUUAUGCUUUAUUUCUGAAAAAUGUGAUCAUUACACAAUGUAUUAGAUAAUGGUAAUCCACACUAUCAUGUAUGUAUUAGAUAAUGGUAAAUCCCAAGAUCAUGUAUGUAUUAGUAUUAUAUAAUGGUAAGCCCCAGGAUCAUAUAUGUACUACUUUAAUUCUGUAUAAAACCAUAGUAAUAAUAAUAAAAAAUGAUUGUUAAGAUUGA